Botrytis cinerea B05.10 is the source of this 1534-nucleotide messenger RNA. RefSeq lists its product as hypothetical. The record is from RefSeq and is a predicted model, not a curated record. The transcript is spliced from 2 exons. NCBI's taxonomy places the organism in Eukaryota, Fungi, Ascomycota, Leotiomycetes, Helotiales, Sclerotiniaceae. Bases 284 to 1414 code for a protein of 376 amino acids.
GUCACUUCAUCAAUUCGAGAUUUAAUCAAUACUGCUUGUAGUAUAUAAACCAUAAGAUAGUCUAUCGGCACCAGUGGUGUGACUACUACUAGUAAAUAUAUCACUACUACUACUACCAAUGGUACCAAAACCAGGCAUUUAAUUAGAGGUAGGACUACCCAGAGGACUACCCAGAGCAAUAGAACUAUAACUACCAUCACGACUACAACUAAUAUUCGGGUAAACAUCAACAAUUCCAAUUCUAUCACCAGAAUCAGAACUACAGGCUUUUAAGCCCUCCAACAUGAGUCUCCUACGCGAAUCUUCAACUUCACAGUCCUCUACUUCUGGAACACCCAUGUUCCAAUCAAUCCAGGACUCACCCAAGAUACUCGUCUCAGGAGAAGACAGAGCUAAGUCCUACUAUUCAACAAAAUAUUUCCUCCAAGCAGACCCCAAAACAGAAUCUCCUUGCCGUAGUACCACCAAACCUACCCAAAUACUUCCCUCAACUCCCGGCCUCGAUGUCUGGGUCUCCGGGAUAUCCCAUCGAAGAACUCUUGAGAUGCUAGGCUACCCACCUUCCAACUCACACAUUUCUUCCCCAGCUUCAAAACCGUCCUUCGCAAACACCAACUCACAGGCCUCCAGGAUUCAAAAAAGCAACGUAACCACCCGACCUCAAAUACCAGCAUCCUCAGUCAUAAACUAUCUUCUCGAGACUUCUCCAAAAAAGAUGCAUAUCAACAUCAACGGAUCCAAACGCACCAGUCAAGUCGAAGAUAAAUCCGAAGACUACGCCAUUCUCCGCUGCAUCGCUGAUUCUAACGAGCCACGCUACUGGGUCUUUGAUAUUGAGGAUCUUCAUUGUGCGGUAUGUUGGAAACAGAUGCGAGAGCAGCGGAGAAGAGAUAGCGAUAAAAGUAGGAGAUGGGGCGAGAGAGUCAAGGGAGCAUGGAGACAUCAGCAUUGUGUGAAUUCUUGCUGUCAUGGAGAGUGUACUCAUGAACGACGGUCCCAUAACGUACUCAACCGUCUCGGACUCUCCACAACCCGUAAAAUAAAGUAUAUCCAACUAACUACUUCAUCUAUGUGCAUGGAUCCGGAUAUACUUGCCUCUGCAAUAACAGUCUUAAAACCCUUCAUCUCGAAACUUUCCGGCUUAGAAGUUCUUCUCGUUUCUUCAAAUUCCCUACUCAGACCGAUUGAUAUGUGGAAUGGAUCGAGACAAGAAGCGCGGCGUUUUAUAUGUUGUUUUUCGGAGUUGGAGGAAUGGUUAGUGGAAGGGGUAAGGUUGAAGGUUAAGGGAUUGAAAGAAUUUGGGGAGUUAGAGGAUAUGUGGUGGGAUGUGAGGAGGAAGUGGUGGAGGAUUAGAGGGAGGGUAGGAGAUGAGAAAUAUAUUGUUAGAAUGGGAGAGGAAAGAGAGGGAAGAUAGGUGAAAAGUGGAUGAACUUUUGUUCUAGAGUAAUUGUUGAAUAAGGAUGGGCAGAUUGAGGUGUAUUGAUCGGAGUAUACCAUAUACUAGACCAGCAAAUUGGAAAUCGAGAAAAUUCCA